Molecule: messenger RNA, 8785 nt
Organism: Limanda limanda (common dab)
Lineage: Eukaryota; Metazoa; Chordata; Actinopteri; Pleuronectiformes; Pleuronectidae
Gene: usp20
Product: ubiquitin specific peptidase 20
Exons: 24
Coding region: 418-3276 (952 amino acids)
Biological process (GO): protein deubiquitination
Molecular function (GO): zinc ion binding; cysteine-type deubiquitinase activity
Source: RefSeq, a predicted model, not a curated record
CUGUCGCGUUCCCUCUCGGCUCAGCUCGUCGGUUCCUCGCUAGCAUCCGAUCCGCGGCCGGCAUGGCUCCUGAGGCGGCGGCGGCGGAGUGAGGAGCCUGCGGUGAUCGCUGCUCGUCUCCGGUAAACAAGGGUCGCUCCCGGCUGCUGCUGCGGGGAUCGAACCCACCGCGAGGCCUCUCCCUCUGCAGAGCUGUCACAGGCUGUGUGGGGGGACUUUGUUGUGCUUCUGCUUUCCGUGGAAAAAGAUGAACGAUGUAUGCCAUCUUCGUGUUGUGAGCUAGAGAUGAAGGGCACGAGGUGUCUCGCUUAUUUGUGUUGACAUCACGAGGCUAGCAUUAGCUACAACACAUUGACUCCUAGAGUCACCACAGCCUUGUUAUUACUGCCCUGUCACAUUAGCAGAGAGUGAAUAGCUAUGGCUGAGCAAGAGAUUUGUCCCCACCUGGACUCCAUAGGGGAGGUGACCAAAGACGACCUGCUCCAGAAGUCCAAGGGAACCUGCCAGUCGUGUGGAGCGGGUGGCCCGAACCUGUGGGCCUGUCUGCAGGAUGAUUGCCCUUACGUUGGUUGUGGAGAGUCCUACUCUGACCACAGCACCCUGCACGCACAGGCUAAACGGCACAAUCUGACGGUGAACCUGACCACGUUCAGAAUCUGGUGUUACGUUUGUGAGCGGGAGGUGUUUCUGGAGCACAGGCCCGCCCUGGUGCCCGCAGCCGCUGCUCCCCACCACUGCAAAGCCACGGAGCAGGUACGACUUCGCUCCAACAAGGAAGCAGCUCCUCAGCCAGUAGGUCACCCACUGAAAGCCGUUCCAAUCGCUGUGGCAGAAGACGAAGGUUCGGAGUCAGAUGAUGAUGACCUGAAACCGAGAGGCUUGACAGGAAUGAAAAAUAUUGGAAACUCUUGCUACAUGAAUGCAGCGCUCCAGGCCCUGUCCAACUGUCCUCCUCUCACUCAGUUCUUCCUGGACUGCAGUGGACUUGUCCGCACCGACAAGAAGCCUGCUCUCUGUAAGAGCUACCAGAAACUCAUCUCAGAGCUCUGGCAUAAAAAACGGCCCAGCUAUGUAGUCCCCACCAGUCUGUCUCAUGGCAUCAAACUCGUAAACCCCAUGUUUCGUGGUUACGCUCAGCAGGUAGGGGCAAGCACCCAGCAGGACACUCAGGAGUUCCUGCGCUGUCUGAUGGACCAGCUACACGAGGAGCUGAAGGAGCCGCUGACGGAGUGCAGCAUGAGCGGCGAAGAAUGCGACGGGGAGGACAGAAGAGACGGCACCUGCUCCCCGUCGGAGGAUGACUUCCUGUCUUGCGACUCUGGCUCCAGCAGCGACCGGGGGGAAGGAGGAGGCAACUGUGACGGCGAGCUCCUCGUGCAGGACGAGUGCGACGGGGUCAGGUUGCCGGUGGCUGGCGUCAGUCCCGGCGGGUCCAUCUCGGAGAAGGAGAGGCUGAAGGAACGAAGGGUGUCCGGCUCGUCCCUCCGUGGCGGCUCGCAGGAGAUGGACGAGGACGCUGAUGUGGAUACGGCGGCUGUGGAGGAGGUUCCUGAGACGGGGGAGGAAGAGGGGACGACGCCAACGCCAAGCGCCGAGGUUCAAAACCAAGAGAACAACCAGACAUUAAACACUCCGCAAGUGCAAGCCCCGAGCAGCAACACCUCAGAGCCAGACAAUGAAGCAUCCAUGGCCCAGCCACAGUCCACUCCCUGCAGUCCUGUGCGGACACUUCAGGAGCUGCACACCAAACUGUCCUCCAGUCCACCUCGCUCCAGCCCGCACCGCUCUGCAGGACCACUGUACUCGUUCAAAAAAGCUCAGCUGCUGCUCAGUGCCAGGAAGAAGAAACAGUCCCACUAUCGCAGUGUGAUCUCCGACAUCUUCGAUGGCUCUAUCCUCAGUCUGGUCCAGUGUUUAACCUGUGACAGGGUGUCUAACACAGUGGAAACCUUCCAAGACUUGUCCCUACCUAUUCCUGGGAAAGAGGAUUUGGCCAAACUCCACUCGUCCAUCCACCAAAACCUUCCAGUCAAGACGGGGGUGUGUCCAGACACCUAUGGCUCGCAGGGCUGGGUCACCUACAUCAUGGACUCCAUACGACGGUUUGUAGUCUCGUGUAUCCCCACUUGGUUCUGGGGGCCCAUGGUGACACUAGAGGACUGCCUCGCUGCCUUCUUUGCUGCAGACGAACUCAAAGGGGACAACAUGUACAGCUGUGAGAGGUGUAAAAAGUUGAGAAACGGUAUCAAAUAUUGCAAAGUGCUGCGACUUCCAGAGAUUCUGUGCAUUCACCUGAAACGCUUCCGACACGAGGUCAUGUACUCGUUCAAGAUCAACAGUCACGUGUCGUUCCCGUUGGAGGGGCUCGACAUGCAGCCCUUCCUGGCUAAAGAGAGUCCAUCUCAAGUCACCACUUACGAUCUGCUGUCAGUCAUUUGUCACCACGGCACGGCAGGAAGUGGACACUACAUAGCUUACUGUCAGAAUGUGAUUAAUGGACAGUGGUAUGAGUUUGACGAUCAGUAUGUCACAGAGGUCCAUGAGACGGUGGUGCAGAAUGCAGAGGCCUACGUGCUGUUCUACAGGAAGAGCAGCGAGGAGUCGGUGAGAGAGCGGCAGAAGGUGGUGGCUCUGGCCAACAUGAAGGAGCCCAGCCUGCUGCAGUUUUACAUCUCCAGAGAAUGGCUCAACAAGUUCAACACCUUUGCCGAACCAGGCCCCAUCAGCAACCACACAUUUCUCUGUCAGCAUGGCGGGAUCCCUCCUAAUAAAUACAACUACAUUGACGACCUGGUUGUGAUAGUUCCUCAGAAUGUGUGGGAGUACCUUUACAACAGUUUUGGAGGCGGCCCUGCAGUCAACCACCUGUACAUGUGUGCCAUCUGCCAGGUGGAGAUCGAAGCUCUGGCUAAACGCAGAAAAAUGGAAAUUGACACCUUCAUCAAGCUGAACAAAGAGUUCCAGGCCGAAGAGGCUCCGACAGUGAUCCUGUGUAUCAGCAUGCAGUGGUUUCGAGAGUGGGAGGGCUUUGUGAAGGGCAAAGACAAUGAGCCGCCUGGUCCCAUCGACAACAGUAAAAUCGGCGUCAUGAAGAGCGGACACAUACAACUAAAGCAAGGUGCAGACUAUGGUCAGAUCUCAGAGGGGACGUGGCAGUACUUGUUUGGUAUUUAUGGCGGCGGCCCUGAGAUCGCGGUGAGACAGACGGUGGCCCCUGCCGACCCCGAGAGCCUCCACGGCGAGAGGAAAAUCGAGGCAGAGACCAGAGCACUUUGAGAUAUAAAGAGAGGUCUUCUGAUUCCACGUUUCACUCCUGCCCUCACAAGACGCUGAGGAAUUUGCACCUUGGUGAAGAAGCCUUGCUGUGAGCACUUUGUAAAUGUAGCAACAUAUUACGCCGAGUCUGUGUGUCGCAGGGAGGUGGUAAAGGCACUUAACUAUCACAUAGUUUAUUUAUUGGACAACUCUGACCCUCGAUGUUAAAAAGGUGUAGUAAUAAUCGUAUCGGCAUCCCCGGCUGUGUGUGGUAGCUAUGGUGUUUCAGUGGCUGCUGUAUAGCGACUCUAGGCGUCAUACACUGCUCAGCUGGCGGUGGUGGGCCGACAGCCGCUGGCGUCGUGAGCCAGAACGACGAGGAGGACAGAGCCGCAGCGUGACGUUUGGUUUUCAUGACUUCUCCUCUAGUCGUCGGAAGCAGCAACAACCAGUAGACGUUAACAAGCUUUAUGUUGUUUGCCUGUUAACUAGUUGGAUAGGAACGUGGGAGAUAUUACAUAAAUCAUACUCUUGCACCUCCAACCUUAAGUAGACAAACACUGAGCGCUCAGGAAUGAAAGACUUCUGUUUGUUUCAGACAGUGAAAUGACCAGAUUAAUCGAGUCUUAAAGGUAAAAAAACACAGUGGGUUUGUUUGCAUGAAUGAAGUCUAAAAACACAUAUUUAGGGUAAUUUAUAUUUGAACAGCUUCAAAAUACAUGCAACUGCAAACUCCACUUUUUGGACCAGUAGGAUAUUUCAGUAACACCAGUGGUUUGGCAAGGACAAUGACAAAUUUAAUUGUUCAAAAGUAUGGAAAUAUUGACUAUUUCUAUUCAGUUUAUAUCAGUACUAUCCAGAAAUCAAACUGAGUAACUUGUAGAUAUCGUUUUAAACACUACAGUGGCGAAAUACCAAAUUUAUUAAAAGACUGAUUUAGAUUGCAGAAAGAAAAUGAUGUAUCUGUUGUAAUGACGAAGGAGUUUAAAGAGAACGCCUAUAACAGGCUUCUCUGAUAGUGAGUUUACACACUGAGGUUGUAGGAUUUAUUGCGGCGUGAAUAACAUAAUUAGAGGAUAUAAAUCUAAAUUGACCAGGAAUGCAGUGUCCAUUUAAACCAAGAGGGGGCAGUAUUUAAUGAGAUGAGAGAAAUAAUCUCACAAAAUAAUUAGCACAACAUGCACAAACUCAUACCUGUUAAGCGGUGAGGUAAUUUAUGGUACUAUUUUUUUUGUCAAAUAUAUUUAUUUAUUGUUGAAAAUAUAUUGUUUCCACUUCAUCACACGAAUGAAGCUGUUUCCUGUGGAAGGGGGUUGUUUACUAGAAGGUAUAUGCUUUGUAAAAUAUUUAUGCGUCUCCAAUUUAUCAUUGCUGAUGCUGCAUUUGACUAUUCCAUGUAAAAAUACACCUGUUUUCACUGUGUAACACACCAUGGUUUCCUUAUUUAAGAUUCUGUUGUAAAGACACAUCCAUCCAAAGAGCAAGUGAAGAAACGAGGGUCACAGAGCUCAGUUUCGAGGAAAUCUUAAACCUUUAAUGUUUCUUAUGUUAUGUGUUGUACAUUUUUACAUAAUUUGCAACAGUUCUAGCCUCUCCCAACAGUAACUGGCAGCAAUUAUGUUUUAAUCUGAAAUCUUUAUUCACUACACAUUGAGUAGAUUGUCUAAUCAGUACGAGAUUAUAUUCAAACUGGAGUAAAAUCUAGGAGAAAUGUUGAGUCCAUGUCAAGUUAAAUAAAACCUGGUCCUCCACUGUCUCACUGUAGAUAAAUCACAUGCUUGCCUUGUGAGCCAUGGAAAAUAAAAUCCAUCAAUCAUGUAGUCAGAUAAAACUUUGCCUUUCCAUGUUCCAUAUGUACUUAUAAAUAAGUACCAAUUUUGAAAGCUUAAACUAAAACAAAAACCUCUAGAUGUCAGAGAUCCAUUUGGACAAACGCUGCUAUUCAGAUAUUACCAGUCAAAAUUAACAAAAGACUAUUUGAUAUACACAAGUGAAAGAUGGGUAAAAACCUGCAGUUGUCAAUACAAUAUGACUAAAUAUGAGAAUUCACAUUGUACAGAACAGUACUUCAGCUGCCAUGCAGUAUUCACGUGAUACAGUGGUCAAUACAUUUCACUUUUUAUCUACUGAUUUUUUUUGCAGAAUAAGAAGAAAUAAAUCUGUAAUAUAACCUGAAAGAUAAAGAAUAUGAUGAAGUAAAAACUGAUGAUCUGCAGUACAGUCACACUACUUUGGAACACAGUGCCUUCAAGCCCUUCCACACCCACAAUGCACCUGCACAGGUCUUUGUGACUUCAUAUGAAUUCCCUACAUAGCUCUGCUCGGCUUCAGCCUGAGCGUGGCUCAUAAAGUGAAAACAUCUGUUUGCGUUCAGAAGCCUCAAUAAAACUUCAUCCACCUUCACACAAGAAAGUACAGAAGUGCAUUGCAUUCACAAAAGAAAUAAAAAAGUCUCUCAUAAUUGUGGGUUAGUAAGUCAAGUUAUGACUAAGCUAUCUUGUAAUUAUUAGGAAAGAUGUCAUACAUUUCCAAACUUGUAAUUUGUGUUCAUCAGUUGGCAGGAGUUGGCUUCAGGACUUGUAAAUUGUGUUAGAUAAGGAAGCGAAUUGCUAUUUAAUCUGGUUUAAAUCAAAAAACACAAUUAUUAUUUCAAUUUUGACCCAUUUGUCUUAAUAACGAGACCAGUUUCUUGUAAUUUUGGAAUCUUUUCUUGUAUUUUGGGUGGGCCAAAAUACCCUUUUCAUUCCCUGUCAUCUUAAGAUGUUUAUACGCUGUCGCACAAAGAAACAGAUAAGAUACUCAAUGCCGGUACCAUGUUUGGUAAAUCUGAAGCUGGAGCCAGGAACCAGUUAACCGAGCAUAGUGUAAACAGGGAAACUGCAAACCUGGUUCUCUCCAAAGCUGAGAGACCUAUUUUUGUUUCUGUCUAUAAAAACCAAAGUGUGGAAACUAUUUGAAAGAGUCGUGCUAGCUGUUUCCCUUUGUUUACAGCAUUUAUGCUAAGCUAAUCAACUUUAGUUCCACAUUUACUACUACAUGUUCAAGAAGUACUGAUCCUCUCAUCUAACUCUGGAGGAAACUAUAGAAGAGACUACUAAUCUUUUUAAAAUACUGGGUAUAUAUCUGUCAUUGCCAAUCAAGUUCUCUUUGGAGCCCCACCUAUGCUAGGGACCAAAACUUUGUCACAAACUGGACAAAAAAUACCUUAUUCCCAUGGGCCUUAAAAGCCCAAAGAAUCAAUGUUGUUUAAAUGUAAUUUAUCACCUGUAGUAAUUUGAUUUUCUGCAAUUUUGUUUGGGAAUAUUCACCAAUAAAGCACAAUAUUUUUUGACAUGUAAGAUCCAUUUGUUUCUCAGUGGCUUCUAUUUGCCCCGUGGCCCCAAGAGGGUAAAUCCAUCCAUACCAGAGCGGAAAAUCUAAAUAUUCUGCCCUGAAUACAUUUUUGUCCCUUAAUUUAUAAUCUCAUGUUUGUGUUUAUGGCCUCAGUAAUUUUUCAUUCACCUUCACUCAAGAAAGUACGGAAGUGCAUUGCAUUCGCUAAAGAAAUUUAAAAGUAUCUCAUAAUGUGGGUUAGUAAGUCAAGCUAUCACUAAACUGUCUCGUAAUUAUUAGGAAAGAUGUCAUACAUUUCCAAACUCGUAAUUUUAAGAAAUCAGUUGGCAUGAGUUGGCCUCAGGACUUGUGAAUCAUCUGGUUUUACGAUAUCUUCCACAUCAGAUAAAUUCACAGGAAGCUGUCAGUACAUAGUGUGCUACAUAAGGAAGAGAAUUGCUAUUCAAUCUUGUUUUCAUCAAAAAACACAAUGAUUAAUUACCUUUGAGUCAUUUCCCUAAUUACGAGACCAGCUUCUCGUAAUCAUGGAAUCUUUUCAUGUAAUUAUCAGAUAGUAAAUCAUAAUACGAUAAACAGUAGCCAUAGUUACAAGAAAACGUCACCAACAUGUUUUUCUUACCUGAAUGCAAUUCACUUCUGUAAGAAAGAAGAACAUUCAAUUUGAACACUGUAGACGUGAGUUCAGAGGUGUAAAAAGAUGUGGAAGUUGUCAGGACAUAGCUUGAUAUUGUGGAAAUGAUAUGCUUAUUCACUAUUUUUGGUUUGAUGACAGAACAGACUUGUGAAACAUAUUGAAUCUAAUGCAAUCUCCACAAGCUCAGCAGAUAAGGAUCAUUAUCAGAAGCUAAUUAAAAGAACAUGCCUGUGGCGAUAUAUCCAAGCAGGUGUGAACCAAAAUAUUUGAGGUGUUUUAAUAGACUUUCCACUGCAGAUAUUUUGACUUGUCAUAGCAGAAACAGCACGAGUGUGACGAACACUGGUAACAAUCCAAAAAAUAAAUUCAACUUUCCGCUGAAUUAAAGUGGUUCAGCUCGGCUCUCAAACCAGACAUAUAUCACCAUUCAAGUUAUACAUCCAGCUGUUACAGAGCAACAUCACCAUUUGGAGUCGUGGCCAAAUGGCAAAUGCUGGUCCAACAUUACCGCUCUUUUAGCUCUGUUUUUGGUCUCCACCAAGUCCUUAGAGAAAUAUAAUGCUAUGAGAGUGAUGACAAUGAAGCUCAUUGAAGCUGCGGGUAAAUUUACAUUCAUGUGACAAUUGUGUUCAUCCCUCGAAGCGACCCCUUUCAGAUUAUAAGUUCUUUUCAACUAUUAUAAAAACAUCGAUCAGACCCGCUUUGAGUUUAAAGCUAGCGUUAAUCUGGCCAGCAGAGCAAACGUUCGGAUCAUCUCUCGGACAUCUCACGUGAGGACUUUGAAUACACAGAUGUCACAGAACAACCGAAAGUCUGUUGUUGAGCCUCAGACAGUCUGAAUUACCGAGGACCAAAAUACUUGAAAAGAUGAUUGGAAAGCCGCUUGAUUAAUAUCGUUAAUUUCUCCUGAAAAUGUCCAGCUGUGACAUGGCAAACAUCUGUCCAUGUUGUGUUUGUCAAUGUGUCCAAAGAACAAUUCAUCAAUUUUAAUAACAGAAAAUAUUUAUUUGUCUUAAGUUGUAUCUUUUUUCUUUCCCCACAUGUCCAAACUAUAUCUACAAUGAUAAUGUUAAUGCUGUGGGUAUAUGUGUAGGACGGGUAGAUACCUUCUGUGAGAAUAUGUGCAAUGAAAAAGAAAAUACAAAUCUUCGCCCGGUCAUCAGAGAUACUGGACAGCUAUCAACAGAGCUGGCAGUAAAACCUGGGGCAACGCAGCUUAUUAUGUUGCAGUGCUACGAAGUGUCGAGUUUCCCACCUGUGAGUGUGUUUACCUGUGUUACGGCACGUAGCUAUGCGUGUGGGAUUUCCAUUUCGCUGGCAGGUACAGACAUUUCUGUGGUUGGACAGAGUAGAAUCAGGCCUGCACACAGCACAACAGGGUUUCACUGGCUCAUGUUUUCAUCCUCACAGUGUGUGUGGUAGUUGUGGUCAUGAUAUCGAUGAUGCUUUGAAACAACAUGGGAUUUAAGUGGUUGACCUCAAUUCAAUGGGAUGUCUUAAUGUCUGUGUAAAUGAUGUUAUUAAUCAUGACUGGUUAAAUGAUUAAAAUUGCCUGAUCUUUGA